GUUUUUGUACUACACCCGACGUGGAGAGCGAGCGCAGGGAAAUACAGCCACUCUCUCAACAGCACCACGAGGAUGAAGCCGUGCAGUCUCAACUCCGAUAUGUGCGGAUUUUGCUCAAGCCAUCACCAGCUCUGUUAAGGAAUUAACUAACAUUAUUUAUUAAUCGUGUUCAUAAGAGCGGUGCUAUCAAGAUAUACUUCGACUCCUUGUCUACAAAUGUAUUUUUCUUCUAUUUCGAUGAGAAUUGGGUCAUGAUCACAUCGCCCACGGUCUCUGUCCUGAGAAAUAGCACCAAUCCUGUGUGGGAGAGCACCUCGUCGGCAGAGAAGGGCGCAGCUAAAAUCAACAAGCCGUUUCACCACCCAGUCUCUCCUGCAGACCCAUUACGGCAAGCUAAUCGUCUUCCCAUAAAGAUUUUGAAAAUGCUCACCACACGGGGAGGACACAUUUUGCAUCCGGAAUAUCUUCAACCUUUACCAUCAACCCCUAUCAGUCCCAUUGAGCUGGAUGCAAAGAAAAGUCCGUUGGCUCUUUUGGCACAAACGUGUUCUCAAAUUGGUAAACCUGAUCCUCCGUCUUCCUCCAAAUUAUCAUCAGUAACCUCUGGAUCUAACGACAAGGAGACAAAGUCAGGACCACUGAAAAUGAGUGACAUUGGAGUUGAAGACAAAUCUAGCUUCAAACCCUACUCUAAAUCAUCCGAGAAGAAAGACUCGUCCAGCAGCGGAGAUAAAUCUAGUUUCCGAGUGCCUAGCGCCACCUGCCAGCCAUUCACCCCAAGGACAGGCAGCCCGAGUUCCAUUACCUCCGUAUCUCCUUUGCCGUCAGAGGGCAAAUCGGGAGACAAGGAGGAAAAGAAGGAGUCUGAGAAUGGUAAUAAAAGCAGUACAACGGAGAGCAACAGUCACAGUAGGAUAAACGGCGGCUGUGGAGGGAUUAACGUCGACGUUAACCAACACCAGGACGCCACAUCUGGAUCAAAGGCUAUCACGUCAGACUCCACGUCUGUCACCUCGGCAUCCUCCAUGCUCGGGUCAGGGCUGGUCGCCCCCGUUUCACCCUACAAACCCGGUCACACAGUUUUCCCGCUUCCCCCCGCUGGUAUGUCAUACCAUGGAAGUUUAGCAGGCGCAUACGGAGGCUAUCAUCAGCCCUUUCUCCCUCAUGGAAUGACUUUAGAUCCGACGAAAUCUAGCAGUCAGUUAUUAAGUGCACAAUUUGCUGCUGCUAAUUCACUUGGAUGCAGUAAGGCUGGAACAAGCCCCAUGGCCGGUGCAUCACCGCCGUCUUUAAUGUCUGCUAGUCUUUGCCGAGACCCAUAUUGCCUAAGUUACCACUGCGCAAGCCAUUUAUCCGGUGCACCCAGUGCCAAUUGUUCGCAUGACUCGGCGGCUGCCGCUGCAGCCGCCUCGGCUCUGAAGUCUGGAUACCAACUCAUGUACCCUACGCACCAUUUACACGGCGUGCACUCUCCGCCAUCUUUCACCGGACAUCCGUUGUACCCGUAUGGUUUUAUGAUCCCAAACGACCCUAUGCCACAUGUCUGUAACUGGGUUUCAGCCAAUGGACCUUGUGACAAGCGUUUUUCUUCCUCUGAAGAACUUCUCAAUCACUUGCGGACUCACACUGCUUUUGCAGGGACGGAGAAGUUGAUAUCAGGAUACCCGGGUUCAUCAUCUCUGGCCAAUGCAGCUGCGGCAGCCAUGGCUUGUCAUAUGCACAUGCCCCCCAAUGGGGCUCCUGGUAGCCCCGGAACGCUGACACUCAGAAGCCCGCACCACCCACUAGGACUGAGCUCUCGCUAUCACCCAUACUCAAAGAGCCCCUUGCCCACUGGCGCACCCGUGCCGGUCCCCGCAGCCACAGGUUCAUAUUAUUCUCCAUACGCUUUGUAUGGGCAGAGACUCACCACGGCAGCUGCGUUAGGAUAUCAGUAGAUGAGAAAUUAUACGUGCAUUUAUAAAGAAGAUUUUAAGCCUAAUGAGUUUUAUAAUGGUUGUAAUUCAUGCAGGACGGGAUCCAUGUGGGCUCAAUGUAUUUAUUUGCGAUAGCUCCAAGCGUGAUAAAAAUAAAAUAAUUAUAAUAUAA
Messenger RNA from Hypomesus transpacificus, 2088 nucleotides. Its product is annotated as zinc finger protein 503-like. The coding region runs from base 252 to 1937 and encodes 561 amino acids. NCBI's taxonomy places the organism in Eukaryota, Metazoa, Chordata, Actinopteri, Osmeriformes, Osmeridae. Gene Ontology annotation, cellular component: nucleus. The transcript has 2 exons. Gene Ontology annotation, biological process: negative regulation of DNA-templated transcription. The record is from RefSeq and is a predicted model, not a curated record.